Messenger RNA from Hibiscus syriacus, 1579 nucleotides. RefSeq names its product WD-40 repeat-containing protein MSI4-like. The transcript has 14 exons. Gene Ontology annotation, cellular component: nucleus. Gene Ontology annotation, biological process: regulation of gene expression. The coding region runs from base 155 to 1528 and encodes 457 amino acids. Gene Ontology annotation, molecular function: histone binding. The record is from RefSeq and is a predicted model, not a curated record. Lineage: Eukaryota; Viridiplantae; Streptophyta; Magnoliopsida; Malvales; Malvaceae.
ACACUACGAAUCUAAAAAAUGGAGUCUCUCCAAUCUCAACAGCAGCAACAGCCAAAGAAGAGAGGUCGAAAACCCAAGCCAAAGGACGAGAAAGAACAGCAAAGCGCUGCUAAAAUGAAAGAAGGAAAGAAAUCCCUACAACAAGCAAGCGUUGAUGACAACUACACUCAGUGGAAGUCUUUGGUCCCUGUUCUUUAUGACUGGCUUGCUAAUCACAAUCUCGUUUGGCCCUCUCUCUCUUGCCGCUGGGGACCUCAGCUCGAGCAAGCUACUUACAAGAAUCGUCAGCGUCUCUACCUCUCUGAACAGACUGAUGGUUCCGUUCCAAAUACUCGUGAUUGCGAAUUGCGAAGUUGUCAAACCUAGGGUCGCUGCUGCUGAGCACAUAUCUCAGUUUAAUGAAGAAGCACGCUCACCAUUUGUGAAGAAGUACAAGACCAUAAUACAUCCUGGAGAGGUGAACAGAAUCAAGGAACUUCCGCAGAACUCUAAGAUUGUGGCCACUCACACUGAUAGUCCAGAUGUAAGACUUGUUAUUUUUGUUUUGUUAAAAUAUAUGGAACCAUUAUUUCUGCCGUGUUUUCUUUCUAAGCUGGGAGGGGGUAAAAGAAUUGUUUUUCACUUAUAUAUAUUUUUCCUGCAAAUUUUGACUGGACAUCAAGAUAAUGCAGAAUUUGCUCUUGCAAUGUGUCCCACUGAACCCUAUGUUCUGUCUGGAGGGAAGGAUAAAUCAGUAGUUUUGUGGAGCAUUGAGGACCAUGUAACAACAGCAUCUGGUGGAUCAAUCAUCAAAAAGUCUGGGGAAGGUAAUGAUAAAGCUGAUGGUGGGCCUUCUGUAGGUCCUCGGGGUAUCUUCUGUGGGCAUGAGGAUACAGUUGAGGAUGUUGCGUUCUGUCCAUCCAGUGCACAGGAGUUUUGUAGUGUAGGUGAUGAUUCCUGCCUCAUAUUAUGGGAUGCACGAGUUUGCACUAGCCCUGCUGUCAAGGUUGAAAAGGCACAUGAUGCUGAUCUUCAUUGUAUUGAUUGGAACCCCCAUGACAAUAAUCUUAUCCUCACUGGGUCAGCAGAUAAUACUGUUCAUAUGUUUGAUCGAAGGAACCUCACUUCUAAUGGAGUUGGGCCACCUGUUUAUAAAUUUGAGGGUCACAAGGCUGCUGUUCUUUGUGUGCAGUGGUCUCCCAAUAAGUCAUCGGUAUUUGGUAGUUCUGCUGAGGAUGGGCUCUUGAACAUUUGGGAUUAUGACAAGGUUGGCAAAAAGGUGGAACAUGCUUCAAAAUCUCCUAGUACUCUUGCAGGACUGUUUUUCCAGCAUGCAGGGCAUAGGGAUAAAGUCGUUGAUUUCCAUUGGAAUGCAUCUGAUCCGUGGACCAUUGUUAGUGUGUCUGAUGACUGUGAUUCCACUGGUGGAGGAGGGACAUUGCAGAUAUGGCGCAUGAGUGAUCUGAUUUACAGGCCAGAAGAUGAGGUUUUAGCCGAGCUGGAGAAAUUCAAGUCCCACGUCAUUUCUUGCACGUCAUCAAAGCCAUGAGAGAUGCCAUCAGAAGGAAGAAUGCCAGAAUAUUUCGGGGUAGACUUGUAA